ACCGCUCAUGUUUUAACCCCAUUCCGGGUUAUUCCGGCUAUCCGUCCCCAUUCUCCGACGUCAUUUCCCUCUGCAAGACAGCGCCGACUCCUUCCAUCCGUACAUCCCUUCACCGGAUGCUCCGGUCAAAAUAAAAAAUCUAUUUUUUGAUGGAAUAAAAAAAUCAAUUUUCAUUUUACGAAAAUAUACAGAGAGAAAGGCUUACAUAACAUAACACAUUUCUAGAGUGAGAAAGUGAGAAAGAUUUUUUUUUUUUGUUUUCUUUUUCUCUUAUUGUUGUAAAAAGGUUUUGAGAUUCUCUCCGUUCCGUUAUUUUUCUUUCUGAUUCCUCGACGGCUUCGAGAUUUGUAGAGAGAUAAAAGAAAAAAAAGCUUUGAAACCAAAAAAGGAAAAAUUUUCCAAUUUUUUCUGUCUUUCCUGGAAAGUAGAGUAUUGUUGAAUUUUGUUACGAUGUGGUUAAUUCACGAUCUGAGCUAUGGUUUUCGAAAAUGUUGAUGGGAGAUGCGAAUUUGCUUUAAUUUUAGGUGGCCGAUCUUGAUUUCCCCAAUUAAGGGUUUUUUAUUUUUGAUUGUGUUUCAGCUCUUCCUUCAUCUUCACCUUCCAGUACUAAUCUAUCCUUCUGGGGAAGACCCUUCAUCGUUCGAGGGAGCCGGUGGUGGUCUUACCCGCGUGGGUGACUUGUUUCGCGAUUGAAAGCCAUUGGCAAAGAAAUAGCGCUUUCUCUUCAUCGGCUUACAAUUACAUGUCUUUCGAAUCCUUCUUCAUUGGCAUUCUUCUAUUAAGGCGCUGUAAAUAGGUAAGCACUAAAAGUCAAAGCUCAAGCUUACACAGUCAAUGAAGGAGCACUAGCGUUAAAGGAAACACAUUUUUUUUACGAUUUUUGGAACCUAGGGCUUAAUUUGGGAACUCUAAGGAAAUGGAUGUUGAUUCGUCGAUGGUGCCAAAGACCGAUCACGAUCAGAAUCACAGCGGAGCUUCGCAAUCUUUGGCGCCCAUGGAGAGAGAGCAACAGCAACAACAGCAACAGAACCAGCAACCAGAGAACCAGGCUUCGCCACCAGUGUCUGGUGGAUCUUCACCUCCUCCGACGCUACAACAGGCUGCAGCGGCCGCACCUGUUGCUCAAGGACAGCCGCAAAUGCCUGUGGUGGGGCCGAGGUGUGCGCCCUCUUAUUCGGUAGUGAAUGAGAUUAUAGAGAAGAAAGAAGACGGGCCCGGUCCUAGGUGUGGGCAUACCCUAACGGCUGUGGCAGCAGUAGGGGAAGAGGGGACGCCUGGGUAUAUUGGGCCAAGGUUGAUUCUAUUCGGUGGUGCCACGGCACUAGAAGGGAAUUCUGCUGCUUCUGGGACGCCAUCGUCGGCAGGAAGCUCUGGCAUCAGACUAGCAGGUGCCACUGCUGAUGUGCACUGUUAUGAUGUGUUAACUAAUAAAUGGUCUAGGAUCACACCCUUUGGAGAGCCACCUACACCAAGGGCAGCUCAUGUGGCAACUGCUGUGGGAACUAUGGUUGUUAUCCAGGGUGGAAUUGGUCCGGCUGGUUUGUCUUCUGAGGAUCUUCAUGUGCUUGACCUCACACAGCAACGACCACGGUGGCAUAGGGUUGUUGUUCAAGGCCCUGGGCCAGGGCCACGCUAUGGACAUGUGAUGGCUUUGGUGGGGCAAAGGUAUCUCAUGGCAAUUGGUGGAAAUGAUGGAAAGCGACCUUUGGCUGAUGUAUGGGCCCUGGAUACCGCUGCCAAGCCUUAUGAAUGGCGUAAAUUGGAACCUGAAGGGGAAGGUCCACCUCCAUGCAUGUAUGCUACUGCAAGUGCUCGCUCAGAUGGUCUUCUUCUGCUUUGUGGAGGGAGGGAUGCAAACAGUGUGCCAUUGCCAAGUGCAUACGGGCUUGCAAAACACAAGGAUGGUCGUUGGGAAUGGGCAAUUGCUCCAGGUGUUUCACCAUCUCCAAGAUAUCAACAUGCAGCAGUCUUUGUCAAUGCAAGGCUUCAUGUUUCUGGUGGGGCACUUGGUGGUGGCCGCAUGGUUGAAGACUCCUCAAGUGUUGCAGUGUUGGAUACUGCUGCGGGAGUUUGGUGUGAUACAAAAUCUGUUGUUACUAGUCCAAGGACAGGCAGAUACAGUGCUGAUGCUGCUGGUGGAGAUGCUUCAGUUGAGCUGACAAGGCGUUGUAGACAUGCAGCUGCAGCUGUUGGUGACUUAAUUUUUAUUUAUGGUGGUUUACGUGGUGGGGUGUUGCUUGAUGACCUGCUUGUCGCUGAAGACCUGGCUGCAGCGGAGACAACAGUGGCAGCUUCACAUGCUGCAGCUGCAGCUGCAGCAGCUGCUUCUAAUGUGCAUGCAGGGCGGGUACCUGGAAGUUAUGGAUUUGUUGAUGAUAGACCAAGGCAAACAAUGCCUGAAGCAGUUCCUGAUGGAGCAGUUGUGCUGGGAAAUCCAGUUGCUCCCCCUGUAAAUGGGGAUAUGUAUACUGACAUAAGCACUGAGAAUGCCAUGCUUCAAGGAUCCCGGAGAAUGAGCAAAGGUGUUGAGUAUUUGGUUGAAGCAUCAGCUGCUGAAGCUGAGGCUAUUUGUGCCACACUGGCUGCUGCAAAGGCACGACAAGUCAAUGGAGAAGUUGAACUUCCUGAUAGGGAUCGUGGGGCAGAGGCUACACCUAGUGGAAAACAGUUGUCUACCUUGAUUAAGAUGCCUGAUUCUACUGGGUCAAAUAAUAUGGCUCCAGCUGGAGUUCGGCUUCAUCAUAGAGCUGUUGUUGUAGCUGCAGAGACUGGUGGAGCUUUAGGUGGAAUGGUCAGACAGCUUUCUAUUGACCAAUUUGAAAACGAAGGCAGGCGGGUUAGCUAUGGGACUCCAGAGAGUGCAACUGCAGCAAGGAAACUAUUAGAUAGGCAGAUGUCAAUCAAUAGUGUCUCCAAAAAGGUCAUUGCACAUCUUUUGAAGCCUCGUGGUUGGAAACCUCCAGUUCGCCGACAGUUUUCCUUAGAUUGCAAUGAAAUAGCUGAUCUUUGUGAAAGUGCUGAACGAAUAUUUGCAGUUGAACCAACUGUUUUACAGCUGAAGGCUCCUAUUAAGAUUUUUGGUGAUCUACAUGGACAAUUUGGGGAUCUCAUGCGCCUUUUUGAUGAAUAUGGUGCACCAUCAACUGCUGGGGACAUUGCAUAUAUCGAUUAUCUCUUCUUAGGAGAUUAUGUGGAUCGGGGCCAACACAGCUUGGAGACCAUUACUCUUCUGCUUGCUUUGAAGAUUGAGUAUCCCAAUAAUGUGCAUUUAAUUCGGGGGAAUCAUGAGGCUGCAGAUAUCAAUGCUCUUUUUGGCUUCCGGAUUGAGUGUAUUGAGCGCAUGGGUGAGAGAGAUGGAAUAUGGACAUGGCAUCGUAUAAACCGUUUAUUCAAUUGGCUUCCUCUGGCAGCUCUAAUUGAAAAGAAAAUCAUUUGUAUGCAUGGUGGCAUUGGUCGGUCAAUAAAUCAUGUUGAACAGAUUGAGAAUCUACAGCGUCCAAUUACAAUGGAAGCAGGCUCGAUUGUUCUUAUGGAUUUAUUAUGGUCAGAGUCUGAUCCAACGGAAAAUGAUAGUGUGGAAGGGUUGCGACCAAAUGCUAGAGGUCCAGGGUUGGUUACUUUUGGGCCUGAUCGCGUUAUGGAAUUCUGCAACAACAACGAUCUUCAGUUGAUCGUUCGUGCUCAUGAGUGUGUUAUGGAUGGCUUUGAGCGCUUUGCCCAGGGACAUUUAAUCACUCUUUUCUCGGCCACCAAUUAUUGUGGUACUGCUAAUAAUGCUGGUGCAAUCUUAGUCUUGGGCAGAGAUCUUGUGGUAGUUCCGAAACUCAUUCAUCCUUUACCCCCAGCAAUGUCAUCUCCAGAAGCAUCACCAGAACGUAUAGAAGAUACAUGGAUGCAGGAGCUGAAUGCUAACAGACCACCAACACCUACUCGAGGUCGUCCUCAAGUAGCAAAUGAUCGAGGCUCUCUCGCAUGGAUAUAGUAAAUCCUGCCAAUUGUUUCUAUAUACUCAUUACUCAUUCGGGCUUAUGCUACCACCUGGAGAUUCUGGUAUUCUGUAUAGAACAUGAUGCCAUAUACAGGCAUUUCCAAUCUUUGUAAUCUCUCUCAUUAAAAGUUUGAAGGCUUCACGGCAUUUUGGUUUUUCGCCGGUUUGCAGCACACGGUAGGCCCUGAGAUUAUGAAAGAUGCAAGUUCGGGAAUGAAAUUGCAUGUGGCAUAGCUUUGCUUCUGGUUAUCUGCUGAAAGUUCCAAUUUGGGCUUCUCCCCCUGUAAAUUGAGCCACUGGCUCGUAGGAGGCGGUUGGUUGGUAUCUUCAAAUGACGGGUUGGUAGUGUUGAGCAUUUUUCACAUUCAGUUCGUAUAAUUUUUUAAUUCUCGUUUUAGGUCUAAUAUUUUUUACCCUCUUUGAGGUCGUUAUAUAUGAUGAUGAGAGAUAUAACAUUAAAAAUCUUCAUGGGCGUCCCGUUGUAUCAUAGAGGUGUUGAUUGGCGUAAUUCUUAUUUAUGCUCUGUACAAUGUAAUGUUUGUGUGAAAAUAACUUUUGUUCCAACAUGAAAAUUUUAGAAUUUUGGUCAUGAA
Durio zibethinus is the source of this 4581-nucleotide messenger RNA. Its product is annotated as serine/threonine-protein phosphatase BSL3-like. Gene Ontology annotation, biological process: brassinosteroid mediated signaling pathway. Gene Ontology annotation, molecular function: protein binding; phosphoprotein phosphatase activity. The record is from RefSeq and is a predicted model, not a curated record. Lineage: Eukaryota; Viridiplantae; Streptophyta; Magnoliopsida; Malvales; Malvaceae.